AGUUGUCAUGACCUUUACCGCUCGCUCCUGAUAUCCUGCCGAGUAUCCUUCUUAUCCAUUACACUAAAUUAUUAUGAAUAAAUUGUACAAGCAUUAUCAGGAAUUUGUAUGGAUUAUCCCGACAAAUUAUUAUAUGUGGCUUUCUCUCAUGCUCUCCCCCUCUCCACAUUUUAUAUAUAUAACAAUUUUUAAUUAUUAUUCAAUUGAUAUAAUUAAUAAGCAAGGGUUAUAUUAGGUAAGUUCCGAUAAGUUUGAUUUUUCAAUUGUCGGUAUUAUUUUGAAAUAUUAUAAAUAGGUUUUAAUAAUUCUUUCAUUCUUCUGUUGUUUCUUUUCAAUUUACUAGAUAUAUACUAGAUAUAUCAUUACCACAAUAAUGUCACCAUCUGCAGCAACUACCAAAGCUACUCCUACAACGGAGCAAGAAUUAGAAAAUACUAUUCAAAAAUUAGCCUCUUUAAAACCAAUUGGCCAUUCAUCAUUCAAAGGUGAUGUUAAAGUUGGAUAUUCUGGAUCUUGGAUUGAAGGAUUGCCAGAAGCUACUAAGGCUAGAUAUGCUAGACAUGGAGUUGAUAUAAGUAAAGGAUAUCCUUAUAUUCCUGAAAAUGACAAGAUUCCAAAAUUUGUCGAUGAAGCAUAUAAAAUUAGAGAACAAGAUUAUCCAUAUAUUGAAAGAGGUAAGAAUGCUGAUCCAGAAAAGAAAGCUUUAUUCGGAGCUGCUAAGGAUGUUAUUCAUUUAACUAAACAUAUUGGUACUGAAAUUGUUGGAUUACAAUUAUCUGAUUUAAAUGAUAAACAAAAGGAUGAAUUAGCUUUAUUAAUUGCUGAAAGAGUUGUUGUAUUUUUCAGAGAUCAAGAUUUAAGUCCUCAAAAACAAUUGGAAUUAGGUCAUUAUUGGGGACAAGUUGAAGUUCAUCCUCAAGUUCCAAGAAUUAAUGAAGAAUUAGAUGGAAUUUCUGUUAUUUGGCAAGAUUAUUUCCGUGAAAAAUAUGGUUUAGGGUUAACUUUUAAGAAAGCUAUUGGAGGUAAUUCUCAAUGGCAUACUGAUUUAGUUCAUGAACAUCAACCAGCAGGUAUCACUCAUUUACAUAAUGAUACUAUUCCAAAAGUUGGUGGUGAUACUUUAUGGGCAUCUGGUUAUGCCGCUUAUGAUAAAUUAUCUCCAUCAUUCCAAAAGUUUUUAGAUGGUAAGACCGCUAUUUACAGAAGUGCUCAUCAAUAUAUUGAUCGUGAAAAUCCAUUAAAAGGUCCAAAAUAUAUUGAAAGAGAACAUCCUAUCGUUAGAACUCAUCCUGCUACUGGUUGGAAAUCACUCUAUGUUAAUCGUUCAAUGACACUUAGAAUUGUUGGACUAGAACCAGAUGAAUCAAAAGUUAUCUUAGAUUAUUUAUACUCUGUCUAUGAAAAGAAUUUAGAUAUUCAAGUUAGAUUCAAUUGGAAACCAUCCAAGGAAGGAUUAGGUACAUCUGCAUUAUGGGAUAAUAGAAUUUCUCAACAUUUUGCAGUUUGGGAUCAUGAGGGUUUAGAUGCAAGACAUGGAACUAGAGUUACAUCCUUAGCUGAAAUUCCAAAUUUUGAUCCUGAAUCUAAAUCUCAAAGAGAAUCAUUAGGAUUAUCUUUGAAUUAGGAAUAGAUAUUUUAUUUAGUUAAAAAGAAUAUAAGAAAAAAAUUUGAUAUUUUUAAAUUGUUAUUGUUUUUAAAUUGAUUUUGGAACAUAUUGUAAGAAAAAUAUAAAAAUCUCAGCGGGUAAUUUUAGGAGAAUUAAGAAACAGGUGUAAAAAAUGCUUAUAAUGUAGUUGUCAAGUAGGAUUGGUGAGUAAUGGGGAUGAUACAUUCUAUGUAGCAUGCUAAACUCCAUCUGUACUAUCAAAAUUGUUCUAUAAGGUACACUCUUGAGUCAAGUGAAAUUUAGGUUUCAAAUGGAUACCCCACUUGAAUAUGGUAAAAAAGGACACCCACACCGCAAUAUUUAUAGAGAAAAUUCAGUGACCCCCACCCACCCAUAUAUAUAUAUAUAAUAUACGAAUAAUAAUGAAUAAUAUAUCUUUAAUAGGUAACUAUUGAGAUAUGGUACAUAUUAGUCAUAUACUAAUAGAUAUAAUU
Molecule: messenger RNA, 2100 nt
Organism: Scheffersomyces coipomensis
Lineage: Eukaryota; Fungi; Ascomycota; Pichiomycetes; Serinales; Debaryomycetaceae
Product: TauD/TfdA dioxygenase family protein
Exons: 1
Coding region: 374-1624 (416 amino acids)
Cellular component (GO): cytoplasm
Molecular function (GO): 2-oxoglutarate-dependent dioxygenase activity
Source: RefSeq, a predicted model, not a curated record